Magnolia sinica is the source of this 2972-nucleotide messenger RNA. Its product is annotated as probable transcriptional regulator SLK2. Gene Ontology annotation, cellular component: nucleus; transcription regulator complex. Bases 293 to 2761 code for a protein of 822 amino acids. The record is from RefSeq and is a predicted model, not a curated record. NCBI's taxonomy places the organism in Eukaryota, Viridiplantae, Streptophyta, Magnoliopsida, Magnoliales, Magnoliaceae. The transcript has 10 exons. Gene Ontology annotation, biological process: positive regulation of transcription by RNA polymerase II; negative regulation of transcription by RNA polymerase II.
GAUCGAAACACUCGCGUCCGGUCUCUCCUCUCUCCGUCUCUGCUACAAUUCCCGCGACGAAUAAAAAACUCGCCGAAGCUGAAGAGGAGAAAGAGAGAGAGAGAGGCUCGAUUUCAAGAGAAUCUGUUUCGUCUUCUGCGAUUCAACCAUAAUGGAAGUUUCGGUGAGACUGACAGAAUUAGGGUUUUCGUUUGAAAUUUGAUUUCUCAAUCUACUACCUUAUCAAGAAGUCUUAGAUCUGGCGUUGGACAGCUAUCUCGAUUCCUGCCACCAGCCGGUGGGCCCGCCCUCCAUGGCGCCGUCCCGGGCCGGCGGUGACCCGUCACAGUCUUCUUCCGCCUCUGGCAUCUUCUUCCAAGGAGAUGGGCAGACCUCCCAAUUGAACUCGGCCAGCUCGAUUUCUGGAGCCCCGCGGUCGGGCCUGGGUCCGGUUUCCGGCCACAUGAACCGGGCCGUGCACAGCGCUGCCAACUCCGGGCCCAGUGUCGGUGCGAGCUCGCUGGUCACGGAUGCCAAUUCCGGGCUCUCUGGUGGGCCCCACCUGCAGAGAAGCGCCAGCAUCAACACGGAGUCCUACCUCCGGCUGCCGGCGUCGCCCAUGUCAUUUUCGUCGAAUAAUAACAUAAGCAUAUCAGGAUCUUCGGUCGUGGAUGGUUCCUCUGUAGUGCAGCAGCAGCAACAGGGCUCCCAUCAAGACCAGAACUCUCAUCAAAUGCAGCGCCAGCAGGGGGCGGCCUCUACUGCGACAUCACACCCGACUUCACAGACGGGUCAGAUCUUGGGCACUGGCCCAUCUGAUCCGAAUAAUCUACUACGGAUGCAGAAGAAACCCAGAUUAGACAUUCGACAGGAAGAUAUUCUGCACCAGCAGGUUAUUCAGCAGCUCCUGCAAAGGCAGGACUCUCUUCAAUCACAAGGGCAUAAUCCCCAGCUCCAUGCCUUAAUUCAGCAGCAGAGACUCUUGCAGCAGCGGCACCAGCAGCAGCAGAUAUUGCAGAUGAUGCCGCAGAUGCAGCAGGCACACAUUCAGCAGCAGCAGCAGCAGCAGCAGAUAUUGCAGUCUAUGCCGCAAUUGAAGCAACAAUUGCAGCCGCACUGUGAGCAGCCAACAUCCGGUAUGAAGCAUUCGUAUUAUAAUGGCAUAUGUGCUCGUCGGCUUAUGCAAUACAUAUAUCAUCAUCGUCAGCGCCCAUCUGACAACAAUAUUCUCUACUGGAGGAAAUUCGUGGCAGAGUAUUUUGCUCCCCGGGCUAAGAAAAGGUGGUGUUUGUCGUUGUAUGAUAAUGUCGGACAUCAUGCCCUUGGUGUUUUUCCUCAAGCAGCUGUGGAUGUGUGGCAGUGUGCUAUCUGUGGUUCUAAGUCAGGGAGGGGAUUUGAGACUACUUUUGAAGUCCUACCCAGGCUAAGUAAAAUUAAAUUUGAUAGUGGGGUUAUCGAUGAGCUUUUGUUUGUCGACAUGCCCAAUGAACGGAGGUUACCAUCAGGAUUGAUGUUUUUGGAGUAUCAAAAAGCUAUUCAGGAGAGCAUUUAUGAACAGCUUCGUGUUGUUCGUGAAGGUCAACUUCGGAUCAUAUUCACCCCUGACUUGAAGAUAUUGUCUUGGGAAUUUUGUGCAAGACGCCAUGAAGAACUUUUGCCUCGUAGAUUGGUUGCACCUCAGGUGAAUCAAUUGGUGCAGGUUGCACAGAAAUACCAAAGUGCUGUUUCUGAAAGUGGAUCCGCUGGAGUUUCUCCUCAGGAUUUACAAACAAAUUGCAACAUGUUUGUAACAGCUGGUCGUCAACUGGCAAGGAAUUUGGAUUUACAAUCCUUGAAUGACUUGGGAUUUUCCAAAAGAUAUGUCCGGUGCUUGCAGAUAUCUGAGGUUGUUAGUAGCAUGAAAGACUUGAUAGAUUUCAGCCGGGAGCACAACAUCGGACCCAUUGAGUGUCUGAAGAACUAUCCUCGACAGGCUGCUGCUGCAGCAAAGCUUCCACCACCGAAAAUGCAGGACAUGGAGCAACUGGUGAAUUUUCAAGGCCUGCCAACUGAUCAAAACACCCUGAAUAAAUUAAUGACAGCACAUCCUGGUCUAAGCAACCAUAUGAGCAAUAACCACAUGGGCAUCAGAGCACCAAAUAAUUCAGCACAGCCAGCAAUGGGCAAUUACCAGAAUUUGCUCAGACAAAAUUCUGGGAACUCAAACCUUAAUUCUUUUCAACAGGAUGCAUCGUCCCCCAUGAAUGGUUCAAACCAGGCACAGCCUCUGCCAUUCCAAGGGCCUGUUUCUUCCAUUCCUGGAUCUAUGCAGAUUGCAUCUGUUAAUGGCAUAUUGAGCCCGCAUCAGCAGCAGCACUCGCUCCAACCAAAUCAACAGUCCCCUCAUGGAAAUCAACAUUUACAACAGCAUGCGAUUCAACAACUGCUGCAGGAGAUGAUGAGUACUAACGGAGUGGUACAGCAGCCUCUCAGCGGACAGAAUGCAAAUGUGAAUGCGGGUGAGGACAUGCCUGUGAGGGCAGGUGCAGGUAUGGUAGGAUUCGGAAACAACAAUGCCGACAUGCCAAAUAAUGCUACAGGUAUGAUCCCAAUCAGGACAAAUAGCUUGAAGACUUCUUCAAACAACUUCACUGCAGUUAGUGGCAGUGCUUUUAAAUUAAAGCCUGACGUCCCGCAUAACCUUCAACUGGCGGACCUGGUCCAGGAUAUUCAGCAUGAAUUUGCAGAAAAUGGGGUGUUCAGCAGUGAAGCCGGUGAUGCGGGUUAUGAUUGGAAGUCAUGAUGUUGUUAGUGGUUGCUGACCAUUCAUGUUCGUUCUUGUGUUGUGCCGUGUGAACAUGGUAUUUGUACAUAAGCUUUGAAAGUUUGUGGAUGUGGUUGCCUUUAUUAUGUUAGUACUCAAUAUAUUGGGGUUGGCAGUUUUGAGGUUUGCCAUUUCUAACUGUAUUUUACUACACAGUUGAACAGUUUCAGCAAUAUUUAUUUCGGUCUCA